AUGGUAACUGCAGCUGGAUUGUGUUUGUUCUCUCCAUCAGAUUCCUGUCAACUCACAAUCGACACAAACACAGUGAACACAAAGCUCCAACUGUCUGACAACAACAGGAAGGUGACACGUGUGGAGGAGGUUCAGUCAUAUCCUGAUCAUCCAGACAGAUUUGAUAUCCAUGAACAGCUGCUAUGUAGAAAUGAUCUGACUGGUCGCUGUUACUGGGAGGUCGAGUGGAAGGGACAUGUUUAUAUAUCAGUGAGUUACAGAAGAAUCAGCAGGAAAGGAGACAGUUAUGACUGUUUGUUUGGAUACAACAAGCAGUCCUGGAGUAUGUACUGCACUGAUGAUGGUCCUUGUUCUGUCUGGCACAAUAACAGAGACACGCCUAUCUCCUCCUCCUCCUCUUCCUCCUCCUCUUUCUCCUCCUCUGUCUCUAACAGAGCAGCAGUGUAUGUGGACUGUCCUGCUGGCACUCUGUCCUUCUACAGAGUCUCCUCUGACACUCUGAUCCACCUCCACACUAUCAACACCACAUUCACUGAACCUCUUUAUCCUGGGUUUAGAGUCAGGUUUCCUCAAUCCUCAGUGUCCCUGUGCUGAGUGUCAAGAGUGUCUCCUGUUAGAGAAACACUCUGACUGUUGAACAGUUCAGUCUGUACAUGUCUGUCUCUUUCACUCACAAACACGUUUUCACAUUCAUGGAUUCAAUCAGUUGAUGUUUGAAACUCUUCUAAAUGAUUCCUUGUAAACUUCUUCCUCUUCAGUCCUUUAAAGAUGGAAGCUCCCAUUAUUCCAGGAUCCACAUGUUGUUUUCUGUCUUUUUCCACUCAAAGCUUCACAGUGAAUAUCAGUAUGUUGUGUUUCUCUG
Molecule: messenger RNA, 862 nt
Organism: Pelmatolapia mariae (spotted tilapia)
Lineage: Eukaryota; Metazoa; Chordata; Actinopteri; Cichliformes; Cichlidae
Product: neoverrucotoxin subunit alpha-like
Exons: 2
Coding region: 1-594 (197 amino acids)
Molecular function (GO): protein binding
Source: RefSeq, a predicted model, not a curated record